Messenger RNA from Hymenoscyphus albidus, 329 nucleotides. Lineage: Eukaryota; Fungi; Ascomycota; Leotiomycetes; Helotiales; Helotiaceae. The record is from the annotation of a GenBank genome assembly.
AUGAAGUUCACACACCUCCUUGCCGUUGCCUUUGCUUCUCUUGCCGUCGCCGCACCCUCAGCACUAGCACAGGUACCAGGUAUGGCACUCUUUAACAUCAUAAACCACAUUUUCAGGUUAACUAAUCUAUUCAAGGCUCCAAUGCAUUAGAGGGCGUCAAGUGCCCUCACCAGGACGCAUGUGAAGCGCACUGUAAAAACUUGGUAAGCCACUUAGUUUCCAUCUAGUGUUUAUGUGUUACCAUUGCUAAUUGUUAAUCGCAGGGAGGUAUUCGAACAAUCAAUUGCAACAAAUUCGGAAACAACUGUGCUUGCAACACAGCCGGAUAG